UGUAGUGCUUUAAAGAUGAACUUGUGGAUACUCCUGACUUUCACUGCAGUAGCUGAAUGCGGAUACCAAAAAAGAGGCGCCCACUCGUGCCCAGAUCUGUGCUCCUGUUCCUUUCCACCUUCAGGUGCAGAGGUGGUGUGCAGCCAAAGGUCCCUCACACAUUUCCCUGUAAAUGGUUUACCCUCCAACACCACUCGACUAUCCAUCCAAUCCACCAACCUCAGCUGUAUUACAGCCAGUCAUUUGAGUGCUGUGCCCCUUUUAAACAACCUCCAGCUGUAUCACAACAACCUGACAAGUCUUCCUUCAGAUCUACUGAAGGAUGUUCCUCACUUGAACACCUUUGAUCUGACGGGUAAUCAGCUGGUUCAUCUUCCUCCAAAUGUCUUCAGCCACCCCUCACUUCAUAGUCUUGUGCUGAAGAAUAAUCUUAUUGAAAAGGCUUAUGCUGAGUGGUUUCCUGACAACAGUACCCUGACCUGGCUGGACUUGUCUGGAAACCUUUUAACAGGUGUGUCCGCUGCUCUGCUUAAGAAGCUACCCAAUCUGGAGAAUCUAGACUUGAGUGACAACAAUCUGCAGGACCUAGAACCUGACGCCCUGAAGAACCUGCACCACCUGGAGUCACUGAAUCUUGCGGGGAACAAGUUAAGCUCCCUAAAACCUACAAUUUUCAGCCACAACCUGAAACUAUCCCAACUGUUUUUUCAGGAGAAUCAGCUUCAAGAGCUACCAGCGACCCUCCUACAGGGUCUCCCAAAUCUUGAACUUCUACUGCUCAAUCAGAAUCAGCUGCAGCAGUUCCCGUCAGGGCUGCUGGAUGGGAGGAAAUCCUCUUUCCGCAUAAUCUUAACAGGAAACCCUUGGGUGUGCGAUGAGAAGAUGGAGUACCUGUGGAAGUGGCUCUCUGUCCAUCCUCAAAAUGCCGGCUUUUUGGAGGAAGUGACUUGUGCAGGGCCUGAAGCUCUUAAGCAUCGAAAAGUGGCUUCUUUAACUGAAAGUGAGCUUGGACUUCACGAGAUUCAAAAAGAGUGAUGAGGAGAUAGAUAUUUUGCCAGUACCCUGUAUAUUCCGCAAAAAGUUUAUGCCAAAUUAUAAAUCAUUCACAUAUAUUCCUAUGUAUCAAAGGCUGAAAUAAAACGUAAUUCUUUUAUCCAGCA
Molecule: messenger RNA, 1160 nt
Organism: Micropterus dolomieu (smallmouth bass)
Lineage: Eukaryota; Metazoa; Chordata; Actinopteri; Centrarchiformes; Centrarchidae
Product: leucine-rich alpha-2-glycoprotein-like
Exons: 1
Coding region: 16-1035 (339 amino acids)
Cellular component (GO): plasma membrane
Molecular function (GO): protein binding
Source: RefSeq, a predicted model, not a curated record